UCGUCCUUAUCGCAUAACAUAACAUAACAUUCAUUGUCUUGUCCUCAACUUUAAAGUCUUCUUUUUCUUCACACUCUCUCUCUCCCUCUCUCUCUCUCAAACAAACAAAAUGAGUACAGCUACCUUCAUUGAUAUCAUUCUUGCCAUCCUCCUCCCACCUCUUGGUGUCUUCCUCAAGUUUGGCUGUGAAGUGGAGUUUUGGAUCUGUUUGGUGCUCACUCUUUUUGGCUAUCUUCCUGGAAUUCUCUAUGCUAUUUACAUUAUCACUAAGUGAUUCAGUUUAUCUUUUGUGGAGGAUGAUGAAUAGUUUUCUGGGCGUCAUUCAUGUCUUUCAAGUUUCGUGUGAAAGUUGUUGAGUGAUGAUGGAAAAAAGUUAUUCUUUUUUUUUAUUAUAUCUUUUCGGUGUCGAUAUUAUUUUUCUUUUUUUGCUUUGUUUUAACUUCAGUUUUUUUGUCUUGUGUGGAAAUGACAUUGUGAAUUCUAUCGAAUUGAACUCCUCUAUGUAAUCUUUUCAUCUAUAGUCCGGCAGAAAUAUAUGUUCAAUAUGAAAUUAAUUGGUA
Messenger RNA from Lathyrus oleraceus (garden pea), 560 nucleotides. Its product is annotated as hydrophobic protein RCI2B. Lineage: Eukaryota; Viridiplantae; Streptophyta; Magnoliopsida; Fabales; Fabaceae. The transcript has 3 exons. The coding region runs from base 110 to 274 and encodes 54 amino acids. Gene Ontology annotation, cellular component: membrane. The record is from RefSeq and is a predicted model, not a curated record.